GUAUUUCCAGCUUUGGUAUGGUGUAUUUAUUUAUUAGCAACGAGGAACAGAAAAGGCAUUGGUAUUACUAGGAGAGCUUGGCACAUAUCUCAUAUCUGAGACUAUGGCUUCAUCAUCUCCAUUUUUGGUGAUGCUCUCAAUGUGUUUGUUAAUUUGCUGCUCUGAAGCCAAACAGUAUGUGGUUGGAGGCACUGCAAAUUCCUGGAAGACUCCUCUCUCCUCACCAGAUUCUCUCAACCACUGGGCCAACUCUCACCAUUUCAAAAUCGGCGAUACUCUCGUAUUUAAAUACGAUGAGAGAACUGAGUCAGUGCAUGAAGUGAACAAGACAGACUACGAAAGGUGCAAUACGGUGGGGCAAGAACACGUGGUGUUCAACGAUGGUAACACCAAGGUCUUGCUUGCAAAAUCUGGAUUCAGACAUUUCAUAAGUGGAAAUCAGAGUCACUGCCGCAUGGGAUUAAAACUCAAAGUGGUUGUCCUCGUCACUGCCAAAACCAAAAAAAAUCCUACUUCUCAAACUCCUUCUCCUUCACCAUCACCUUCACCAUUGCCGCCGUCACCAUCGCCAUCGCCUUCACCACUUCCAAAUAAUCACGGUGUUAAUGGUCGUUCAAGCGGUGGAUUCAUUAUAAUGUGGUUGUUGGGGUUGAUGAUGUUACUGCUUUAAUUUCAGAGCAUAUUUCUGUCUUUGCAUGAUAAUGUUAUUAUAUUUACGAGUAGGUGAAGCAUUUUUAUUCUUGUUUUUCCAAGUGUGAAAGAUUUUCCUUUGGUGGGAAAAAGGUUGUUUGGUGAUUUUGAGAUUGAAUAAGUCAUUUGUAUUUUUAAAUGCACGUGCUGUCGCUCUUCCAAGUCUUUUUUGUUGCCAAAUAAGUUCUCUGCCUCUUGUUGUGUAUCUUACUAUUUUGCAUUAAUCAAAAUAAUUUCCACUUUU
This is a messenger RNA of Vigna radiata var. radiata (mung bean), 934 nucleotides long. RefSeq names its product early nodulin-55-2. Gene Ontology annotation, cellular component: plasma membrane. The transcript has 2 exons. The coding region runs from base 104 to 670 and encodes 188 amino acids. The record is from RefSeq and is a predicted model, not a curated record. NCBI's taxonomy places the organism in Eukaryota, Viridiplantae, Streptophyta, Magnoliopsida, Fabales, Fabaceae. Gene Ontology annotation, molecular function: electron transfer activity.